Messenger RNA from Fonsecaea multimorphosa CBS 102226, 408 nucleotides. RefSeq lists its product as uncharacterized. Bases 1 to 408 code for a protein of 135 amino acids. The transcript is spliced from 3 exons. Gene Ontology annotation, molecular function: structural constituent of ribosome. NCBI's taxonomy places the organism in Eukaryota, Fungi, Ascomycota, Eurotiomycetes, Chaetothyriales, Herpotrichiellaceae. Gene Ontology annotation, cellular component: ribosome; cytosolic large ribosomal subunit. The record is from RefSeq and is a predicted model, not a curated record. Gene Ontology annotation, biological process: translation.
AUGAAGUUCCUCAAGGUCGGCCGCGUGGCCAUCAUCACUCGAGGCCGAUAUGCCGGAAAGAAGGUUGUCAUCAUCCAGCCAAUGGACUCCGGCACGAAACAACAUCCAUUCUCCUACGCCUUGGUCGCAGGCAUUGAACGUUACCCUUCGAAAGUCACUCGCCGCAUGGGUAAGAAGCGAAUGGAGAAACGAUCAAAGGUCAAGCCAUUCAUCAAAAUGAUCAACUACAACCACAUCAUGCCCACCCGGUACACACUGGAGCUGGAAGGACUGAAGAGUGUCAUUUCGAACGAUACAUUCAAGGAGGUUUCGCAAAGAGAAGAUGCAAAGAAAAACGUCAAAAAGGCCUUGGAGGAGAGAUACUUGAGCGGCAAGAACAGAUGGUUCUUCACGCCUUUGAGAUUCUGA